UGAUUGAGAUUGCCAUGCGAUGCAUAAUGCAUGGCAUGCUAGGUGACUCUUAUUCAACUGGUUGUGUGAAGUCUAAGUCGCACUCCAUUUUUUGCCGAUUAUUGUUUUUUUUAUAUAACUUGUAUUGAAAUAGACCACAUAACAAUUAAAUCAUUAAAUCAUAGUUAUUUGGCUAUAUCUGAGGACAAUUAAUUGCCUGUUAAUUUCGGAUAAGGCAAUUGGAAGGUAGUUUUUGCUGGAUUUUUUUAUCUAGAAUUUCACCAGUAUGUGGAGACUACAGCCCCAUCGCCUUGGCCAGCUGGCCUGCCGCGAUGCGCGGUCAGCACUGUUUCAGUCUUACCGAUGUGCGAGUAGUGGACAGAAGGUGAUGGCGAUACGACGCGAGGACCACAAUGUCUGGGAAGGACGGGCCCCAUUGGCCCCAUCUCAUGUCAAACAGUUAGUAAAGGCAGGAGUUAAGGUUUUGGUUCAGCCAAACAAUCGCAGGGCAUACACAAUGCAUGAGUAUCAGCAGGCUGGUGCAAUCAUCCAGGAAGACAUCACAGAGGCGUCGUUGAUCCUAGGUGUGAAGCAGAUCCCGAUCGAUGCCCUCCUUCCUAAUCAUACGUAUUGCUUCUUCUCCCACACCAUCAAGGCCCAGGAGGAGAACAUGCCCAUGUUGGAUGCCAUCUUAGAAAAGAAUAUUCGCCUCCUGGACUACGAACGAUUUGUUGAUGAGAAUGGAAAGCGUCUGGUGGCGUUUGGUAAACAUGCUGGUGUGGCGGGCAUGAUCAACAUCUUGCAUGGGAUGGGCGUGCGCUUGCUCGCCCUUGGACACUACACUCCAUUCUUGCAUGUCGGACUUGCCCACAACUAUCGUGGUACAGGCAUGGCAAAACAAGCAGUACGUGAUAUCGGCUAUGAGAUAGCGCUGGGUAGCAUUCCUCGCAGCAUGGGCCCUGUCAUAUUUAUAUUUACUGGAUCUGGCAACGUUUCAAAGGGUGCCCGAGAGAUAUUCCGUGAACUUCCUCACGAAUGGGUAGAAGUAGAGCACCUACCCAAGGUGGCAAGACAGGGCAGUAUGAAUAAGUUGUAUGGUUGUGUUGUCAGCCGAGGUGACCACUACGAAAGGAUUGAAGGUGGCGGAUUCGAUGUUGAAGAAUUCACUCAACACCCAGAAAGAUAUAUCUCAACUUUCAGUUUGAAGGUGGCGCCAUAUGCAACUUGCAUCGUGAACGGUAUCUACUACGCCCCUGGAUCCCCACGUCUCAUCUCAAUCCCUGACGCCAAGACGUUGCUACGGCGACAAGAGAUGCCCUGGCUCCAGCAGUCGCCCGGCUCACCGACCCUUCCCCAUCGACUCAUAGCGAUCUGUGACAUCUCGGCUGAUCCUGGCGGUUCAAUCGAGAUUAUGGACCAAUGUACGACCAUUGAUCGACCAUUCUGUAUCUAUGAUGCAGACCAGCACAAGAACUCUGAAAGUUUUGACGGUGAUGGUGUUGUGAUCUGCUCAGUAGAACAACUCCCGGCACAGAUACCCAUCGAAGCGACUGAUUACUUUGGUGACAGGUUGAUUUCCUGGGUCCCAGAUAUGCUCAAAUCGUUUGCUACAGAACCAUUUGAGAAGUACGAGGCAUGCCCAUCUGUUAAAAAUGCUGUGAUCACAUCAAAUGGCAAGAUAACGCCAAACUAUGCGUACAUAGAGACCAUGAGGACGAAGAGAAGAUUGAGAAUAGGGUCUAGAGAGUUGGCCUUUAUAGCAGCCAAGACUAAACUCAAGAAGGUUUUAGUCCUGGGUUCUGGUUAUGUCUCGGCCCCUGUGUUAGAGUAUCUAACCCGCCAGAAAUCUGUAUCUGUAACCAUAGCGUCGAACAGCCGAUCAGAAGCUGCCCAGCUGGCGUCAAAGUAUCCAAACACAGAGCCUCAUUAUGUGGACAUGAUUGAGGGUGCGGAGAAUCUGGAUGGCUUGGUGAAGGAGCAUGAUCUCAUCAUAAGUAUGUUUCCUCAGACGUUCCAUAUCCAGGUUGCCAAGACGUGCAUCAAGUAUCAGAAGAAUAUGCUGACCAGUAGUUACAUCUCACAAGAGAUGAGGGAACUCCACAAUCAGGCCAAGCAAGCGGGGGUGACCCUCCUGAACGAGAUGGGUCUGGAUCCAGGUAUCGAUCAUUGCCUUGCUAUGGAAGUAUUCGACGAGGUCAAGGAGUCGGGUGGAAAGGUUACAUCAUUCAUCUCUUACUGCGGAGGUCUCCCAUCUCCUGAACUCACGUGUAAUCCACUUCGAUACAAGUUCAGUUGGAGUCCGAUGGGAGUGCUGAGUAAUGCCAUCAGACCGUCCCGGUAUCUCAGAGACAAUGAGCCAGUUGAGAUCCCUGCUGGUGGCGCCCUCAUGGAUGCAGUGGAGGAGCUGGAUUUCCUGCCAGGAUUCAACCUAGAGGGCAUACCAAAUAGAGAUUCCAUCAUCUAUAAAGACAUAUUCAAAAUUCCCGAUGCCCAUACUAUACUCCGAGGCUCAAUCAGAUACAAGGGAUUCUGCAAUGCGAUGAAGGGUAUCGUAUCGGUUGGUUUGAUCUCGCCGGACCCUGUGUCUGCCCUUCACCCUGGAGGACCAGACAUCACAUGGAAAGAGUUUAUGUGUGGCCAAGUGAAUGCUCCCACGGAUAUCUUCCAUGACACUCUCAAGGAUCUUGUCUUUGAGAAGUGUGGCAGAGACAAAGCCAAGUACAGGGCGAUUGCAGAUCUUGGUCUCCUUGACGAUGAGCUCGUUGAGAAGAAGUAUACGCCAGUGGAUACACUCGCCAAAUAUCUCGACAGCAGGCUGAUGUAUGGACCUGGAGAAAGAGAUCUAGUGAUUCUACGCAACCUGACCGAGGUCAAAUGGCCGAAUGCCGCCACCGAAUUACGUGAUGUCAGAUUGGUGGUGUAUGGCGACAGUGCCCCCAAUGGACACAGCGCCAUGGCCAAGUGUGUCGGGUAUACUGUUGGUGUGGCGGCUAACAUGCUUUUGGAAGGUGAGAUCCAAGAAAAGGGUGUAUUGAUGCCCAAAGAUGUGACGAUCUAUCGACCUGUCCUGCAGCGUCUGCGGAAGGAAGGCAUCAUCGCAACGGAGGAUAUCAUUAGAGGGAAAUAGACAACCAAACGACGAGCCCUUAAGGACCCUCAGACUCUUCAUGCAUCAUCAAAGGAAACUUGGCUGUGAAAGGAGAACAUGUUUCAUUCACUUCGUAGAUCGAUCCUUGUUGUGUGCUUCUUGAUGCCCAGAUAUCUUUAGGUCAUUCAUCCGAGCUGUUGGUUUACUCUUUUCCAUUUGAGUGCAAGUAGUUACAUGACAACAGAUAAGGAAACAGAUGAAAUGUAUUGGCAGCGACAAUAUCAAAGCAAUAGUUAUUGAUUGGUUUGGUUUCAUUCUGUAUGUUUUGCCAAUGUCAUCGCACUACUUGUCCAAUGUAUUGAGUGAGAAGCAUUACAGAAAGGCUGUGAGAUGUGUUUACCUUAUGCAUGGUCCAUGAAUACCACAAGUUCUUUCAUAUUUGACUGACUAAUCAUGUACACUAGAGUGCAGUUGAAAUGGAAGUGUUGAUGUCUUCUUUACCACGGGACAUUCCUCAACAGCUGGAAACUUAUACUGAAAUAUUACCACUGACAACAGCUGAGAGCGCCCAGUUUAUCUUACCAACAGCUGAUAAUAGUCUGGUGACUGUGUUGUAUGCCAAUUCAAAAUGUGAUUUGAUGUAUGGUUUAAAUAUGCACAAAAAUAACAAAAUCAAAAAAAUAUACAGUAUACAGUAUAGUUUGAUUCUUGUUGCUAAUGUAGUGAUGCUUAUAAUUAUGCUCAUAGGAAUUGAGGGGUUUUUUUUCAUUGAAGAAAGAUCUGCUAUGUUUUAUUCUUGUUAUUGACAAACAUUUCCUUGCAUGUACGAUCAAGGCUGAUGUAUCCAAAUUCAUGUGAACUUAACUAUUGCAAUCCUAAACCAGAAGGGAAUACAAUGUGCACAGACAGGGUGGACCUUUCUUGUAAUGCAUUGUUCUUGGGGUCGUUAGAUAAGCCUUGGACCAACAAGUGGAUUUGAAAUGUUAUGCAUAUGAUAUGUGAAGUUGUUUGGUGUUCUCAGUCGUGCUUGCAGUGAGUUGUCUAGGUCUUGUUCGUGUGGCAGCUAGUAGUCGCUAGUAGCGGCCAAGUAGUACAAUCUGUUCAAAAAAUGAAAAUUUCUCCAGUUAUGUUUUGCUGCAGUUAUUUUUAGCUGCUUUUUAUCAACAAUGUUAAAAAAGAUUUUGCUAGAUUUUGCUAGAUUCUCAUUUGCCAUAUACGCUCACAUACCUUCACAAUUUUCUAUAUAACAGGGUAACAAAAACAAUGCAUAUUCAUUUGGGAAUGAAAAUCUCAUAUUUAUCAUUCAUGGGCUCCACACUACAGUGUAGACCAUAUUGAUAUCACUCAGGUACUAGGUUCUCGUUUCUUAUUCUUCUUCCAUGAACAUCUAUGGAGGUAGUCCAGCGAAACUGCUGAAUAUUCCGAAAAUCAAUCAAAUUUGCUGGUAAGCAAAUUUCUCAGUCUAGUUUACAGUUUUGCCAUUUCCAUCCUGGUCUACCUGGGAAACUAUGUUAUUUUGUCCUUGAUUUGGAUGGAAUUAAUACAGAGACGUUAAUCUGGUGAUAAGCCUUCAUAUCCGACAGAUCUUAGUUUUGUUGAAUUCCAGAAUUAGAGUGGUGUUUUAUAUUUGAUUUCUAUAGGUGAAACACUUCGGUUAUUUUUUGCUCAUUGUACUUAGGUGGUGGUUGCCAUGAAAAUGACACUUUCCCCUUAUCUACUUAAAUGUUUGCCGAGUUCCUGUGUCUGGAGUAGUGCAAGGGUAGGAGUAAAAAAUUGUAUCUAUUGUAGUCUCUGUACACAGGAGGUACUCGGUACAACAAGGAUAUCAGCUGCAGAAACUAGCACUUCUCAUUCAAUGGAAAAAUGUGAUAUUGUUCAAAACUGCAAUUUAUAGUCUUGUCCAUUUCAUUGUCUUUGGUAGAUUAGAUUGUGUGAAUAAAUAUCAAUGUAUGCGUAA
Lineus longissimus is the source of this 5024-nucleotide messenger RNA. RefSeq names its product alpha-aminoadipic semialdehyde synthase, mitochondrial-like. The coding region runs from base 266 to 3106 and encodes 946 amino acids. The record is from RefSeq and is a predicted model, not a curated record. Gene Ontology annotation, cellular component: cytoplasm. Lineage: Eukaryota; Metazoa; Nemertea; Pilidiophora; Heteronemertea; Lineidae. Gene Ontology annotation, molecular function: saccharopine dehydrogenase activity. The transcript is spliced from 20 exons.